AUGCUAUGGUCAGUGCUGUUUCUCCUGGUACUCGCUAUCGCACACACGGCGGGAGUUCCGUCGACAUGGACAGGUUUACCAGAGCGUUGUAAACUAUUGAAGACCAGUAUACAAGUUCAUGGGGACGAAAAUGACGGGACAAGGACUCGAACUCGACUACGACGUCGAGCCACCACGGAGACCAAAAUGGAAAUGCAAGAAGAGGACAACGGAUUCGAGAUCCGAGUUCGUCGAGCAGUGGAUGGGAUUAUGGUCAGUGGCUGGUACGAACCGGGACGGGAGUAUAUUGUGACUUUGACUAACCGAUUACAAAUGAUCGGUUUUCGUGAUGCGAUUUUGUGGAUGGAACCGGGGACGGAUGAGGCCGAGAUGAAAAUGGGUAUGAUGCCUGGGAUGCAAAAGUCAGUCACAGUUAGUCCGGAAGUUCGCAACUUGACUAACCGUUGCAACAGUUAUCCGCAACGAUUAGGUCAAUGGAUUCCCAUGACCGGGGGAUAUUUAUCAAUGCAAAUACGUCCCGGUUGUCGCGGUGCCACGGUUGAACGACAGGGUCAAAUACGAUCCUGGGUCACGCACCUGGUACUCCGUUGGCGAGCUCCCAAAGAAUUCACUCUACCGGACGAGUGUGGAGGGACGACAGCGAAAGAUUUGGGCUGUGUGACAAUUCACGGUGCCGUACGUGUCCGCGGUGGUUAUAACAGCCUCUAUGGAAACGCAGGUGGACUAAUGAAGACCCUGUGUCCCGAUACAUCCCGUCCGCCUAGUCCAGUACUGCCGGCCUACAUGGUCGCAUCACCUAUGGAAUCUGGGCGAAAGUCAACGGAACACAAGGCUAACAAACUGAAAUCCAAUUAUCACUCAGCACCAAUGCACAAAAUCUCACCCAAAAGCACCAUGAACAUGGACAUUAUGCAACCGCAGGACUGUUGUGCAUGUGGAACGGCCACAUACAAUCUGACGUUUCAGGGAUUGUGGACUAGAGAAACGCAUCCUCGUGAUUGGCCCGUGCACAAUCCAGGCCUAUUGCAUUGGACCAAUCUGAUUGGAGCUAGUCACAUGCCAAGCUACCGAAUUUAUCAGUUCGGUGAGCCUGCCAGUGCCGGGGUUUCCGCGGUCUGCGCUUACGGCGAUACGACAGUGCUCAAGCAGUCCUUAACCAUGGCCGCGGCAACCGCAGGCAGUUCUGGGUCAGUGAGUAGUGUGCCCACGGGGACACAACGAGGCGCGAUCGGUAUCGGUCCGUUGCACAGUUUGAUCUCCACUCCCGGAAUGUGGAGUGAGGCCACGCUGAAUGAGUCCCGUUCGACCCUCGUGGGUGUGAAUCGCACGCAUCCACUAAUCUCGUUUCUCACCAUGCUAGGACCAAGUCCAAACUGGUGCGCCGGUGUGGCCAGCCAGUCAGUGUGUCAGGCUGAUUGUACAUGGGUGAAACAUUUGGAGAUUGAUCUGUUCCCGUGGGAUGCCGGAGUUCGACACGGAGACACAUACGUGCCGAAAAAUGCGGAUCGUAAGGAUGUUCCUGAUCCCAUUCGGUACAUCACUGCGGACUGGAUGCCCAAUCACCCAUUCACACCAAACAAACCCGUUGCUCGAGUAACCCUGGAUCGUAUUCUGCCCAAAGAAUCUUGGCAGUGUGUUUCCGACGUGGAAAAAUGUGUCGAAAUGUUCCGAGCCGAUGGGAACACAGAAGCUGUCGGCUGUACAAAAAGGGACAUUGCCAAAUCACAGGAUGCGGGCACGGGUGGUCGACUGGACAACUCUCUGGCGGCCGAUAUCAGUUCGGGAACGCUGCCGAAAAAAUCGCGGUCGAAGUCGGGCGGAGGUGGAGGAGGGUCCGGCGGGAGUGGAGGUUUAGACCAAGGAAAUCCUCUUUCAGACCCGAGUUUGGCCCAAAUGGCCACAUUUUUGUGCAUCACGGAUGGUUGGUCUGCUUGGAGUCAAUGUUCCGUUACGUGCGGGGUCGGAAAACGGGAACGACGAAGAACUAUGUUGUUGAACAAAAAGAAUGAGCUUUGUCAACAUGUUCCACUGAGAGAGGAAGAACCUUGUGAAGGCCGUAAACGAACCUGUGACUUCAGCUCACCAUGCAGUCUGCUUCCGUGGACCGAAUGGACCCCAUGCAACGCCACGUGUGCAAAUCGGAACGGGUUACAAACACGACGACGCUAUUUGGCUCGACCCGCUGAGCGUACAGAAUGUGUGCAUUUGUUCAAACUUCCGGAUGAGCGAGCCAUGGGCAUGGUCUUCGAAGAACGUCAAUGCGGACCGACCGAUAACGAGUGCGAUCCGGUCACUAUCUGUGGUGAAGGUCGUAAAGAUGGUAUCCCAUGCGGUAAGAAGGUCCGGGUUUAUCACUACAGUGCCGUCGAUCACGCCUGUAUGCCUUUCGACUACCUGGGCUGUAAAGGUGGACGGAAUCGAUUUGCGACCAAGGAACUUUGUGAGAGAACUUGUUUGAAGGCAGUGGAAAGCUUGCCCGGCUGGCGUCGGGAAAGAAUGGCUCUGUUACAAUAUCAAACAUCACAGCUGGCGUCGGACGAGGAGAACGGUGGUCGAAAAAAGGACAUGAAACCGGCAAAGCAUUGCACCGAGCAAAUGGAUACAGGUGUUUCCUGUGACGAUGGAGUGACCCAACCAUCAGUGAGGUGGUACUAUUCGCCACGUACCAGACGUUGCUUCGAAUUUGUUUAUCUGGGUUGUGGUGGCAACGGAAAUCGAUAUGACAACUACACCACCUGCAUCGCGGACUGUAUGCCAGAAGAAUGGGAACGAUCACAACAGAUGGCCAAAGCACUGGCAGCCACAUCAAAAGCAACGGACUAUCGUGAUGGUGCAUCUGGUUAUGAUGCGCAACGUGAGGACGUCGCUGAGGAUCCGCUGAGUGCGUCCGAUGUCAAACAGCUCAGCAGUUUGUGGGGUCCGAGGCAAGAUUGUCAGUUGACAGCUUGGGGAGGAUGGAGUCCGUGUUCGGCGGAAUGCCGACACCAGACAGGAACCCAGAUCCGCUGGCGACAUAUUGAACGGCCUCCACGUCAUGGAGGUACGCCCUGUGGUAUGCUGUUUGAAAAGCGUAGCUGUCGCGGAACCAUGUGUUGA
This is a messenger RNA of Echinostoma caproni, 3096 nucleotides long. NCBI's taxonomy places the organism in Eukaryota, Metazoa, Platyhelminthes, Trematoda, Plagiorchiida, Echinostomatidae. The record is from the annotation of a GenBank genome assembly.